AUGGAGGGUUAUCCUGGUAGAGAUCAUCAAUACCACUAUGAUGCAUGUAGCGCGGCCCAGAGCCCUGCUCACCACAAUUCAUCAUCGUUCAUGUCAGCUGGUCGAUUUAAGAUGCCACACCUACCACGACGAGGAAUACCACGGACGACAAGUCAGCCGUUCGCACAAACAUCCUACUUAGGACACGGGCAGUCGUAUCUGCCUUUUCCUGACGACGAGCCGCAUCAUGGCGAGACAUCCUUACUGAACUUUACAUAUCAAAACGACCUUGAGACGCUGCAGUCUCCAGUCACUGAUUUCAUGUAUGACUACCGACAGGUCCCGCUGGCGCUGAACGCAGAUCAAUAUGGGACGCACAACAUGAUGUCGGCGGGACUCUCCCUACAUUACGGUACACCUCAGACUUUCAACAUCUAUGCCUCGAAUACAUCAUACCCAAGAUCAAUCAAACCAACACCCGAAUACAGCAUGCAGGAAUUAAUCCAGAACGAGCAUCAAGUAUAUACGACGUCAAAGCCCAUCAUAAGCAGUUGUCAUUCCGACUACCCGUCACAAUCUCAGAUCACUCAACAAACUACAGCAGAAGACAACAUCAUAAGCCUGCGCGAUGCGUUUGAGCAUUACCAAAUGCAGACAAAGGAAAUCUUUACACUAGUGAGGGAUCGUCAGCUGGAACCGACAGCAGGUCUGCUCCUUCAAAUCUCACGGUUCCUGAUAGGCAACGUGCAAGCUCUGGGCCUUGACCGAGACGACAUAAAACAAUAUGAAUACCGACUCAGGCUCUGGGAUAUCUUUAACAACUGCUGGUUAACGGUGUUGUAUUCGCAGUACAAAACGACGCAGGUCAUGGCGCAAACUGGACAGUACACGCUACUCGGACAAUCAGUGAUGACUUCCGACACUCUGGAAGCGAUGGGUCGAGAGCUCGUUAGACUAUGUGAUAGCAUAGAGAAGAUGGGACUAGUAGACUAUCAAAUGGGUGUUGCCGAGGAACGCAUCAUUGAUGCAUCUCCAGCAAACAAACUAGGUAUGCACAUCACAAACAAGGAAUCGAGCUCGGUGCAGAUUUCCACAUGGGAACCGAUAGCUUUGGCAUACGCCAGGCUAUUGUGUUUCCUCUCGUCUUACCAUCGAGCGUCCUCUUCACAUCCCUCAGAGGUAUCGAGUGUUCAUCUCUCGAUUCAGUCUACAGCCAUAAUAGACAUGGGACUUCCUGACACUCCUGGAGAGCUCGCCAACGGCAAGCUCGUAUGCGAAGAUCAUGGUCUGCAAGUAUGUCACGAUUGCUUGUGCGAUUACACCUUCAUGGACGACCUUUCGGAUCAAGGUAAGAAGAGCGGAAAGGACAUUGUGAAGUCGAAGCUUAUUCGCAAUUUCGUUGAUGAGGUUGAGAAGUUGGCAGCUUGUGGUGUGCAAGUUCUGUGGAAGAAGGUGCCUAGAGUUCUAAACUACGGGGCGGAUCUUCUUGCGAAGGAUGCAGCUGUUGUGUCGAGAGGAGAAGUAAGGCUCGUCAGAUGGGCUCGAGAGGCCGAGACUGGUGGACUGCCUUUGAGGAGGCAUGGAUGA
Molecule: messenger RNA, 1566 nt
Organism: Aureobasidium subglaciale EXF-2481
Lineage: Eukaryota; Fungi; Ascomycota; Dothideomycetes; Dothideales; Saccotheciaceae
Exons: 2
Coding region: 1-1566 (521 amino acids)
Source: RefSeq, a predicted model, not a curated record